Molecule: messenger RNA, 2377 nt
Organism: Dimorphilus gyrociliatus
Lineage: Eukaryota; Metazoa; Annelida; Polychaeta; Dinophilidae
Source: the annotation of a GenBank genome assembly
UCAGAGGUCACGUGAUUAAGCGAUGGAGGAGGUUGGGAAUCGAACGUUUGCAUUGUUAAGCACAAAAAAUGAUUGGAAAAAUCGCAAAGAACUGUGCUCUAUUCUUCACAAUUUAAAGAAAAUCGUCGAAUACCUGUUAACAACAGAAACAACCAACGUUUGGAAUACAUACGGUGGAUUAGAGAAGGUCUCUUCUUGUUUAGAAACAGUUUUAUAUCAUGGCUUAAAAAUCGAUUCAGGUGGAUCGAAGGAUUUUUGGCAUUACGCAAAAUCCAUCCAAUGCCUUCGUCCAGACUUGGCUGUAGGAGUUAAUUAUCAUAAUCAUACGAUUCCUUUAAGUUUUGAUUGGUUACGCCAAAGCCUACUGCAACAUAAACUAUCUGCACAAUUAAAAGCUCUUAUUCCUUCAGAAUAUACUGAAAAGUUUUACGAAGAUUACGCUCUCCUUCGAAAUGAGGAUUACGUUAAUGCUUUGCUGAUUUGUCUAAAAGCAAUUGAACACAAUAAUUGUGCCAUUCUCGCAGAUAUCGAUCCACUCUUGUUACACUUACCAGAAGCUUAUCAUCAAUUACAUUUCACUUCAACCCCAUCACCGGCUCAUCAAAUUGUUACCAGUGAGAGGAGGGAAUCACGAGGUACCUUAGUUGAUGAGAAAGAAUUUCCCAUCGCACGUUUUGAAACCGUCCAAAAAAUAUUUGAAAAAUAUAAAGAAAGGGAUUAUCAACUUCGAAGAAAACUCUCCCCUCCGCCACCUCCUUCCGAGAUUAAGUUAAAGUUUGGACAUAAAAGGUCUAAAAGUGACGUUAGCCAUUCUCAGGGAAGACAAGUAAAUUCCGAUUGGAAUAGAACUAAAGCCAUAGCUUUGAGAAGAUCUUCGGUGCUUACUAAUAGCUUAGAAACUGGACUCAAUGCUUAUCGAGAAACCGAUCUAAGUAACGGCUCUUCUCCAUCUUUAAAGGACUUCCUAAAAAUUCAGGAUACUUAUGCAGGGACUGAUUUAGAUAGAGAAAAUGCUCAUUUCUGGAUCUGUGAAGCGGUCAUCGAAGCCAUUGAAUUGAUGAAAUGGAAAAGAACGUCAACAGAUAACGAUGCUGAAGUACCUCAUUUUAAGCAGAGAAUACGGAUAAAGAAAGAGAGGAAUUUAUGGAAACCUAAAAAUAACUUAACUUUAUCUGACAAUAGUUUUAAUGCUACAAGCUCAACCUCAGGCAGUUACGAUGAUAAUAGCAUUAUAAUUGAAGAUGAGGCAUCAAAUCAAUCAUUACGAGAAAGUGGACUUAGUUCUUCUAUGGGAUCUCUAUUUUCCGAUGAAGAUCUUCACAGAGGAGAAGCAGCUAGAACAAUAGAAAAAAAUCGAGUUACUUCCGAUCAACUAUGUGCGGAAAGUGUUGCAAUAAGUCUGUUAAAAAAAUAUAGGGAAUGUGAUCUGCCAAGAGCAUCUGAUCUGGAAUGGCUAGUCUCAGAACAGGAUGCUCCACAACAACUUUUACCACUUCCAAAUUCUGUUUCAGUAAGCGCUGACGAUGCGCUUUCUCGGAGGACUCGAAUACGAGGGACUCCUGAUUGGGCACCGCCUAGACAGCAAUUAAUUUAUAAUAGUUAUACUUUACCAAAAAAAAAAAAUGAAAGAAUGAUUAUGCAAAAUUGGCGUUGUAUUGGGUGUGGAUCAAAAGUAAAUGAAGCCUAUUUUCCAAGAAUGAGAUUCUGCUAUUAUUUUGGAAAAUACUUCUGUCCUUGUUGCCAUAGUAAUUCUACAUUUUAUGUUCCGGCAAAAGUAGUAAGGGGAUGGGAUUUUAACCAGUACCCAGUGUCGAAUUUUGCACAUGACCUAAUCAAGAGAAAUAUGGAUAAUAUUGAAAUUUGGUCAUUCAGCAUUAAAGUGUGGAAUGCAUCACUGUAUAAGAAGGUGAAACGACUGAGAGACGUCUGGAGGCUAAGGAAACAACUUAUGAAUAUACAUGCAUUUAUUCUUACCUGUCGAUUUGCCGAAAAAGAAGGGGUAAAAGUUCAACUAGAACAAUGGAAACGCUAUUGGUAUCAUGUAAUAGAUGACUAUACUUUGUUAGAUCUUAUUAAGAUUCAUUCAAGAGAAAUACAAUAUACACUUAACAAUACUGUUCAAACCUGCAUAAAACACAUUGAAAAUUGCAAAUUAUGCCAAGCGAAAGGUUUUAUUUGCGAAUUUUGUCGGUCAAGUGAAGUUCUUUUUCCAUUUCAAACAAAAAAAGUCAUAGUUUGCGAAGCAUGUAGAGCGUCAUUCCACAAAGCCUGCUAUGAUUCAACAAAGUGCCCUAAAUGCUUUCGACAAUCAGCUAAAAAACAUGCAAGAAAUGCAUCGAAUGCUGAAAGAGAUCGCUCUUGCGAUUCAGACAACUAA